GCCGCGCCGGCCCGAGCAGCGCAGCGGGCGGGGGGCCGCGCGCUCUCCACCCGCACCCCACCGUGGCCCCGAGGCCCCCAGCCCGGCCCCAGGAUGAUGAAGAGGCAGCUGCACCGCAUGCGGCAGCUGGCCCACACCGGCAGCUUGGGACGCACCACGGAGACAGAGACAGCUGAGUUCCUGGGAGAGGACCUGCUGCAGGUGGAGCAGCGACUGGAGCCAGCCAAGCGAGCAGCCCACAAUGUCCACAAACGGCUGCAGGCCUGCCUGCAGGGCCAGAGUGGGGCUGACAUGGACAAGCGGGUGAAGAAGCUUCCUCUCAUGGCUUUAUCCACCACGAUGGCUGAGAGCUUCAAGGAGCUGGACCCUGAUUCCAGCAUGGGGAAGGCCUUGGAGAUGAGCUGCGCCAUCCAGAACCAGCUGGCCCGCAUCCUGGCUGAGUUUGAGAUGAGCCUGGAGAAAGAUGUCCUGCAGCCACUCAGCAGGCUGAGUGAGGAGGAGCUGCCAGCCAUCCUGAAGCACAAGAAGAGCCUGCAGAAGCUGAUGUCUGACUGGAGUGCCCUCAAGAGCAGGCUCAGCCAAGCAGCCAAGAACUCUGGUAGCAGCCAAGGCCUGGGUGUUGGUCCAGGCAGUUAUAGCCACACCACCACUGCCAACAAGGUGGAGACGCUGAAGGAGGAGGAGGAGGAGCUGAAGAGGAAGGUGGAGCAGUGCAAGGACGAGUACUUGGCUGACCUGUAUCACUUUGCCACCAAGGAGGACUCCUAUGCCAACUACUUCAUUCAUCUCCUGGAGAUCCAGGCGGACUACCAUCGCAGGUCACUGAGCUCGCUGGACACGGCCCUGGCCGAGCUGAGGGAUAACCACAGCCAAGCAGACCCCUCCCCCUCGGUGACGGCCACCCCCUUCUCCAGGGUGUACGGCGUGGCGCUGGGCACCCACCUGCAAGAGCUGGGCCGGGACAUCGCCCUUCCCAUCGAGGCCUGCGUCCUGAUGCUGCUGUCCGAGGGCAUGCAGGAGGAGGGUCUUUUCCGCUUGGCUGCUGGGGCUUCGGUGCUCAAGCGCCUCAAGCAGACGAUGGCCUGCGACCCCCAAAGCCUGGAGGAGUUCUGCUCCGACCCCCAUGCAGUGGCAGGUGCCCUCAAGUCCUAUCUCCGGGAGCUGCCUGAGCCCCUGAUGACCUUUGACCUCUAUGAUGAUUGGAUGGGCGCAGCCAGCCUGAAGGAGUCUGGGGCCCGGCUGGAGGCUCUUCGCCAGGUGUGUAGCCGCCUGCCCCCAGAGAACCUCCACAAUCUCAGGUACCUGAUGAAGUUCCUGGCCAGGCUGGCCGAGGAGCAGGAGGUGAACAAGAUGACCCCCAGCAACAUCGCCAUCGUCCUGGGGCCCAACCUGCUGUGGCCACCUGAGAAAGAAGGGGACCAGGCCCAGCUUGAUGCCGCCUCGGUGUCCUCCAUCCAGGUGGUGGGUGUGGUGGAGGCGCUGAUACAGAACGCGGACACCCUCUUCCCAGGAGACAUCAACUUCAACGUGUCAGGCCUCUUCUCAGCCCUCGCCCCCCAGGACAAGGUCAGCGACCAGCCGGACUCUGGGGAGCUGACAAGCGUUGCUGUGCCAGCUGCCUCCCUAGCCCCAGCUCCAGCUCCAGCUCCAGCCGCUGCUGCGCCGUCGUCAGUGUCUGGGAAGGAGAGCAGGCCAGAGCCCGAAGCACCCCCCAGGCCAGCCUCGCCGAGGGGCAGCAGGGGUGCCCCGGAGACCAACGCCCCAGCAGAAGACACGGCGCGGAGGACCAAGCGUCCGGCGCCCGCCAGGCCCACGGUGCCACCCCCCCAGCUCUCCAGCACUCGCUCCUCCCCUCCAACCCCACCCCUGCCCCCUGGCUCUGGCAGCCCUGGAACCCCACGAGCUUUGCCCCGCCGUCUGGUGGGCACCAGCCUCCGGGCCCCCACAGUGCCACCUCCUCUGCCUCCAGCUCCUCCACAGCCUGCACGGCGCCAGAGCCGUAAGUCCCCAGCGUCCCCCAGCCCAGCCUCUCCCAGCCCGACCUCCCCAGGCUCAGCCUCUUCUGGCCCAGGAUCUUUGAAUGUCACUGCUCAGGGGGAUCUGGGAGUGGCCCCAGAAGAUAGAGGGGCCCCUGAGGCUGCAAGUGGGGACCCCACUCGCUCAGCACUGCCACCUCAGCCCCGCCCUAGGGUCCUUGCCUCCGAGACUGACUGAGCAGGCAGUUCCUCCUUCACUAGCCCUCUGUGCCCCUCCCGAGACCUCCCUGGCCUCUCAAGGGGUGGAGCCCCCAGCCUUGCCCACAAGUGCGUCGGUACCCACUGCUGGGUCAGCCCUUGUGGCUGGGAAGGUUGAAGAGAACCCCUCCCCCAAUUUUCUGACCUUCUCCAUCCUGGGGCUGGGAACCCCACAUCUGACUCCCCACUCUGGCAGGGUCCCAGAAAGUUGGACCAGCUUGCCUGCUCCUACAGGACUAUUAUUUUUCUGUCGCCAACAUAUUUUUGUAAGGCUGGUAAAUAAAUUAUUUUGGACAGAACCAGAA
Dipodomys spectabilis (banner-tailed kangaroo rat) is the source of this 2539-nucleotide messenger RNA. RefSeq names its product SH3 domain binding protein 1 (gene Sh3bp1). Gene Ontology annotation, biological process: signal transduction; positive regulation of GTPase activity; regulation of Rac protein signal transduction. NCBI's taxonomy places the organism in Eukaryota, Metazoa, Chordata, Mammalia, Rodentia, Heteromyidae. The coding region runs from base 94 to 2214 and encodes 706 amino acids. The transcript is spliced from 18 exons. Gene Ontology annotation, cellular component: cytosol; cytoplasm; intracellular anatomical structure. Gene Ontology annotation, molecular function: protein binding; GTPase activator activity. The record is from RefSeq and is a predicted model, not a curated record.